Molecule: messenger RNA, 7746 nt
Organism: Homo sapiens (human)
Lineage: Eukaryota; Metazoa; Chordata; Mammalia; Primates; Hominidae
Gene: PAICS
Product: phosphoribosylaminoimidazole carboxylase and phosphoribosylaminoimidazolesuccinocarboxamide synthase
Exons: 17
Coding region: 10-2706 (898 amino acids)
Biological process (GO): purine nucleotide biosynthetic process; 'de novo' IMP biosynthetic process
Molecular function (GO): phosphoribosylaminoimidazole carboxylase activity; phosphoribosylaminoimidazolesuccinocarboxamide synthase activity
Source: RefSeq, a predicted model, not a curated record
ACUUUCAACAUGGAGAGUGGAGCAGGAAAGCACUGGACUGAGGAGGAGGUUAAAGCUUUGCUAAGUGUCUGGGCAGAAAAAAAUAUACGAAAACAACUUUAUGGAACACUAAGAAAUAAAGGAAUAUUUAUUUACAUUGCUAAAAGGCUGCAAUCAUUAGGAGUAUACAGAGACUGGAAACAGUGCUGGGCUAAGUACAAAAAUCUCAAAUAUGAAUAUAGAACAGUUAAAUAUGCCCAUAACUCUGGAGACAGCUCUAAAACUAUGAAGUUCUUCCAUGAUUUGGAUGUAAUCCUGCAGUAUGAACCUGCCACACAAUUUACAGAGGAAGAUGCAAAUGGCAGGUACCUGGAAACGCUCAGCCCAAGUACAGCCCCAGAGACCACUGAAGCAGAAUUUUUAUUGGUGUGUGAUACACGGAAGAAGGGAAGAAAACGAAAGUGCCUUUUCCACUGUUGGGAUCAACCUCAUGCAAGUGAGCCUCUGCCUACAGUUUUAGGAUUCAUGCUGUGGAAUGAGCAACUUAAGAAAAAAUUAUCUGAAGAGGUUGGAGAGAGAGCUUUUCUGUUUCACUACCAUCUGUAUGUUUGGUCCAGACUCUUUUCUAUGGACGUAAAUCUGGACUCUAAACCAGGUAAAAUGUCAAUUGCAUCAGUAGAUAAGGAAGAUGUCUCAGGAAAUCCUUUACUUCUGGUUUCUCAUGUCAGACCAAUGGAACUAGCAAAUGAAGGAGGAAAGCACUGGACUGUGCCAGAAGUCAGGGCUCUAAUAGACAUCUGGUCUGAUAAAAGCAUACAACGACAACUAGAGGGAACAGUGAGAAAUAAGAGGAUAUUUCAACAAAUUGCAGCCAAGCUUCAGAAAUUUGGAAUAGACAGAGACUGGAAACAGUGCAGAACAAAAUACAAAAACCUAAAACACGAAUACAAGAUCGUAAGAACAGCUCAAGAUCUAGGCAUGACUAAGAGUAUGAAAUUUUUUACUGAGUUGGAUGCUAUUCUGGGACCCAAUAAAACAGAAAAAUCACGAGACCAGGAAUCCCAAGAUGGAGAACAUGUCACAGAAUGUGCCAACGUAAAAAUGGGAGAGGACCAGACAGUACAUCCAGAUAGAGAAGAACUUAUUACUAAAACUUCAGAAAACCGAAGACUUACAAAUGUGAAAAAAGAAAGCUCAGACAUAGAAUUAUUUGAAGGUCACAACAAAAGCCAAGGAACUUUGAGCUUCAAGAGAAAAGCACAUGAAGAUGAACCAGUGUCUAAAUCUCUUAAGAAAAGUGCUCCUGAGAUCAUUACAAAUCAGUUUCCUCAAAGCGUAAUAACAGAACCAAAAGAUUCUACAGAAUGUUUCUGCAGACAGAAAACCCAACUUCAUCAGAGUUCUGCCUCGCUUCCCGGCGCGGUCGCAGCCCUCAGCCCACUUAGGAUAAUGGCGACAGCUGAGGUACUGAACAUUGGUAAAAAAUUAUAUGAGGGUAAAACAAAAGAAGUCUACGAAUUGUUAGACAGUCCAGGAAAAGUCCUCCUGCAGUCCAAGGACCAGAUUACAGCAGGAAAUGCAGCUAGAAAAAACCACCUGGAAGGAAAAGCUGCAAUCUCAAAUAAAAUCACCAGUUGUAUUUUUCAGUUAUUACAGGAAGCAGGUAUUAAAACUGCCUUCACCAGAAAAUGUGGGGAGACAGCUUUCAUUGCACCGCAGUGUGAAAUGAUUCCAAUUGAAUGGGUUUGCAGAAGAAUAGCAACUGGUUCUUUUCUCAAAAGAAAUCCUGGUGUCAAGGAAGGAUAUAAGUUUUACCCACCUAAAGUGGAGUUGUUUUUCAAGGAUGAUGCCAAUAAUGACCCACAGUGGUCUGAGGAACAGCUGAUUGCUGCAAAAUUUUGCUUUGCUGGACUUCUUAUAGGCCAGACUGAAGUGGAUAUCAUGAGUCAUGCUACACAGGCUAUAUUUGAAAUACUGGAGAAAUCCUGGUUGCCCCAGAAUUGUACACUGGUUGAUAUGAAGAUUGAAUUUGGUGUUGAUGUAACCACCAAAGAAAUUGUUCUUGCUGAUGUUAUUGACAAUGAUUCCUGGAGACUCUGGCCAUCAGGAGAUCGAAGCCAACAGAAAGACAAACAGUCUUAUCGGGACCUCAAAGAAGUAACUCCUGAAGGGCUCCAAAUGGUAAAGAAAAACUUUGAGUGGGUUGCAGAGAGAGUAGAGUUGCUUUUGAAAUCAGAAAGUCAGUGCAGGGUUGUAGUGUUGAUGGGCUCUACUUCUGAUCUUGGUCACUGUGAAAAAAUCAAGAAGGCCUGUGGAAAUUUUGGCAUUCCAUGUGAACUUCGAGUAACAUCUGCGCAUAAAGGACCAGAUGAAACUCUGAGGAUUAAAGCUGAGUAUGAAGGGGAUGGCAUUCCUACUGUAUUUGUGGCAGUGGCAGGCAGAAGUAAUGGUUUGGGACCAGUGAUGUCUGGGAACACUGCAUAUCCAGUUAUCAGCUGUCCUCCCCUCACACCAGACUGGGGAGUUCAGGAUGUGUGGUCUUCUCUUCGACUACCCAGUGGUCUUGGCUGUUCAACCGUACUUUCUCCAGAAGGAUCAGCUCAAUUUGCUGCUCAGAUAUUUGGGUUAAGCAACCAUUUGGUAUGGAGCAAACUGCGAGCAAGCAUUUUGAACACAUGGAUUUCCUUGAAGCAGGCUGACAAGAAAAUCAGAGAAUGUAAUUUAUAAGAAAGAAUGCCAUUGAAUUUUUUAGGGGAAAAACUACAAAUUUCUAAUUUAGCUGAAGGAAAAUCAAGCAAGAUGAAAAGGUAAUUUUAAAUUAGAGAACACAAAUAAAAUGUAUUAGUGAAUAAAUGCUUCUCUAGAUCCAUAUUAAUAAACAUGAGCAUCUAACCCCUCCUUUCUUAGGCUAGACACCAAGAUAUUUCAGCCAGCCUUUAUCAUUCCUCUUACUUUAUCCUUUUUCCUUAAGUAUUGGUGGUCACUACUAUUGAGUUUCUUCCUUAACACUGAUUAAAUGAUCUUAACUCCCUCAGCUAAAACUGGCAUUACUGACUCCCAGCUAUAUUUCUCCAGACUUGCAUUUUUUUUUUUUUUUUUGAGACAGGGUCUCACUGUCGCCCAGGCUGGAGUGCAGUGGCGUGAUCUCAGUUCACUGCUGCUUUCCCUCCUGGGCUCAAGCAGUUCUCCCACCUCAGCCUCUCGACUAACAGGGACUAUAAUCUUGCAGCACCAUGCCGAGCUAAUUUUAUUUUUUGUAGAGAUGAGCUCUCACUAUGUCACCCAGGUUCGUCUCAAACUCCUGAACCCUAGUAAUUCUCCUAUCUCAGCCUCCCAAAGUGCUAGGGUUACAGACAUGAGCCACUGUGCCUGUCUAGACUUGUACUUUCAACUGUCCAUUUCUCCCUGUCUGUCCCAUGGGCACUCAUGAAAAAACAGAAUGCUCCCAACUUUAUUCAUCUUCCAAGCCUGUAGCUCUUGGUAUACUCACUGUUGCAAGUCAGAAGCUUGAUUUCAUCAUUGAUGUUUUUCUCACGUUUCACAUCUCACUCAUCACCAAGUCAUGUUGGUGUUAAUUUCUGAUUAACCCUUGAAUUUACCGUCUUCUCAUCCUCUGUACAAAAGCCUCAAGUGAGGGUCAAAUUCAACAUUAUCCUGAUCUAGACAGCCCCCAUUCUCAAUCCACCCUUUUCCAAGUUGAUUGCCCAAGGACUUCUAACAAUAAACUCUCUUUUGCACCACAGACUUCUUUGAAAAUAUACAUGCUGUUGACCCUCUCUGUAGAAAACCGCACACAUAAAACUUACCAACAGAUUUCAUUGGUUCUUGGGUUCUCCCGAAGCCUAUCCAUGGUUUAUAGAUUAAGAAUUGAUGAGGUAGCUGGGCACAGUGGCUCACACCUACGAUCACAGCACUUCGGGAGGCUGAAGCAAGCAGAUCACUUGAGGUCAGGAGUUUGAGACCAGCCUGGCCAACAUGGUGAAACCCUGUCUCUACUAAAAAUACAAAAAGUAGCCAGCCGUGAUGACAGGCACCUGUAAUCCCAGCUACUCGGGAGGCUGAGGCAUGAGAAUUGCUUGAACCCGGGAGGCGGAGGUUGCAGUGAGCCUAGAUCAUGCCACUGCACUCCAACCUGGGCAGCAGAGCAAGACUCUGUCUCAAAAGGGGAAAAAAAAAAUUGCUGAUGUGACCCAUGAAGGGAACUCAUUUUCCUCGUAAUUUUGGACUGCCACACAUUGGUACCUUUAGUUCUCUGAAGGCCCACGUUUUUAUCAUUAAGACCUAUUUGUUAGCUAGUAGAGCUUUAUGUUCGCUGUCCAUGAAACCUUCUGUAACCACAGUGACUACAAGUAGUUCUUUCUCUAUUGAAUUAUUAGGUCCAGAAUAGAAGAUGUCAUUGUACACUUUAUUUCCCUCACACUGUGUUAUGCUCUGAUGUGCUAUGCUUAGCUAUCUGUCAGAGAUUAGUAAAUUAUAAAACUCAUGUGUACUACUUAAGUUUAUAUCUUAUGCUAGUUUAUAAGAACAAUUAAAAGGACUUAGAAGAUUAACUUUGGUUUCAUGGUCUCUGAAGUCACUGACUGCUAUUUCAGCUUGUUUACCCUUACCUAGCAUUAAGACUCCAUCUACUUCUGUGCAGUAUAUGAAAAUUUUUAAACUUUCAUUUAGACUGGUGGAUAGGACUGACCAUUACAAAUUGUCGUUAUCAAUUUUUUUUCCUUUUUUUUUUUAAGAGCCAAGUUCUCACUGUCUCCCAGGCUGGAGUGCAGUGGCAUGAUUAUGGCUCCCUGCAGCCUUGAACUCCUGGACUCAAGCUGCAGCCUCUCGAGUAGCUGGGUGCAUGUGCUACCACACCCAAUUAUGAAUUUCAUCAUUAGUUUCUUAGUAGAGUCCACAUGUCCUCAGUAGUAAGUUCAUCAGUGCUAAAUAUUUGAAGGUAUUUCUACUGUUUUGUAAAAGUAACUUAAGCCUACCUGGUCUGCUAUCUUUUGAGUAUUUAUACUUUCUACGGGCUUGUAGGUAAACAUAAAAAGAGAAAAAAUAUCCCAAUAAUACAGUUUUUAACCUUUUAUGAUAAAGACAUGCUUAGAAUUGCUGUUAAGCUUUCUGAGAUUUAACCACUGAAACUAAGUAAAAGACAAAGCACUUAGGUAAAGCUUCAUUCAGUAUCCAUUCACCCAAUACUGGUUUGAUUCUAGGGCCUAGGAAAAUAGGACUGAGCAAAGCCCUUGUCCAGAUGGAACUUAUGUUUUAGAGGGGAAAACAAACCAUAAAAAGGUAAACAGUAUAAAAUCAGGAAAGGAUAAAUGUAUAUGAAGAAUCAAAAUGAGGACGGUGAUGGGGAUAAGAGGGGAAGGUUUUUGAGGAGAGCAGAGCAAUGAUGUAAAAGCAAGACACACAGAUAGGGAAAUAGCUUUCCAUACUAAGGGAAUGGGAAAUAAAGCUGAGUUUUGCCUUGAGGACCUCCAAACAUGAGAAUUGCUAGAGCUCUGUGAACAAGGAUGAGAGUGGAAGACAAUAUAAGCAAAGGCUACAUCACUUAGGGCCUAUAGGCCACACUGAAGUGUGACAGGAAAAACUCAGUUUGAGCAGAGGCUUGACAUACUUAACAUAUUUAAAGGUUCUCUGGCUGUUGUGUGGACAAGAGGAGAAGCAGAGAUUAGUUAAGAGGCUAUUGUAGCCCAGGUGAGGGAUGAUGUAUGAUCUUCAACAUGUCUAAUUUUUUUGUGCCUCAAUUUCAUGAAAUGAAAAUGCGACUAAUACCACCUCAUAAAGUUGUGAGAAUUACAUGAGUCAAUAUAUGUAAGGCCCAUCAUGGCACACAAAUGUGUUAUGUAAUAUCCAUUUGGCAGACUGAAGAACAACAGUAUGAAUGGAAUUCAUUCACCAUGAGAAUUACCUGGAAUUCUCUGGGCAUGGUAGCUCAUGCCUGUAAUCCCAGCACUUUGGGUGGCCGAGGCAGGUGGAUCACCUGAGAUCAGGAGUUCGAGACCAGCCUGACCAACAUGGAGAAACCCAGUCUCUAAUAAAAAUACAAAACUAGCCGGGCAUGGUGGCACAUUCCUGUAAUCCCAGCGACUCAGGAGGCUGAGGCAGGAGAAUCGCUUGAACCUGGGAAGCGGAGGUUGUGGUGAGCCGAGGUUGCGCCAUUGUACUCCAGCCUGGGCAACAAGAGCAAAACUCUGUUUCAAAAAAAAAGAAAGAAAGAAAAUUACCUGGAAUUCAAUAUUGCCAUCGGCUGAUUUAAUUUCUAAUAUGAAGAAAGGGGCAGUGUGAUGUGCCACGGAGCAUCCACAACCUGCCAUUUCAGCCCAGCCAACCUUAGAAAGCCAUUGAAAAGAGUUGUUUUUAAUGGUGUUUUUACAUCCAGCUUCCCACACCUCAAAUACUUGGGGUGGAAUUGUUAAUCUCACAUUGCAGUACAAUGAAAAUAGUGGAAUGGAAAUCAAGUUAUAAAAUGGAGCUAAAUAUUUCUUCUGCUUGCCUCUGAGUUGAUAAGAUACCAUAAGAUACUGUACAUGAGGCUGGGCGCGGUGGCUCACGUCUUAUUUCUUCUGCUUGCCUCUGAGUUGACAAGAUACCAUAAGAUACUGUACAUGAGGCUGGGUGCAGUGGCUCACGCCUGUAAUCCCAGCACUUUGGGAGGGUGAGGUGGGCAGAUCACCUGAGGUCGGGAGUUCAAGACCAGCCUGACUGACAUGGAGAAACCCCCUCUUUACUAAAAAUACAAAAUUAGCCAGGCAUGGUGGUGCAUGCCUAUAAUUCCAACUACUCGGGAGGCUGAGGCAGGAGAAUCGCUUGAACCUGGAAGGCAGAGGUUGUGGUGAGCUGAGAUCGAACCAUUGCACUCCAGCCUGGGCAACAAGAGCGAAAAUCUGUCGCCAAAAAAAAAAAAAAAAAGAUACUGUACAUGGAAGCUUCUCAGGCUAAAUCCAUUAAUAUAAAAAUACAUUGUGGAUACUGAUGAGAUGGCUAAUUCUGUCAACUUGACUAGGCUACGGGAUGCCUUGAUAGCUGGUCAAACAACAUUUCUAGGUACAUCUGUGAUGGUGUUUCUGGAAGAGACUAGCACUUGAAUCAGUAGACUUGAGUAAAGAAGACUGCCUUCACCCAUGUGGGUGAGCGUCAUCUAAUCCAUUGAGGGCCUGAAUAGAACAAAAAAGGGGAAGAAGGGUGAACUGCUGGGACAUCCAUUUCGUGCCCCCAGAUGUUGGUGCUCCUGGUCCUCAGGCCUUCAGACUAGGACUUAACGUUAUUGCCUCCCCUGAUUCUCAAGCCCUCGGGUUUGGAACUACACUGGCUUUCCUGGGCCUUCAGCCUGCAGAAGGCAGACUGUGGGACUUCACCUCCAUUUUGCAGAGCCAAUUUCUCAUAAUCUGUACAUAUCCUAUUGGUUCUGUAUUUUUUAGAGAACAAAUACAGCCUAUUAUGUAUAUAUAAGACCCUGGGAAUGCAAAGAUGAACAAAAUUAACCUUCUGCUCUCAAUGAAUCUUGGAAGUCUCCAGAGGCAGACAAUUUCAAAACACCGUAUAUAGUCUUAAUAUGGAAUUAACAAUAGGGUAUUGUGAAUACACAAAAGUAGGAAGGACUCUGAUCUCUAGAAAACAAUUGUAUACUGUGAAUGAAAAAGACUAAUUCUCCACAGUCUAUACUCAAUCUCUCUUACCUUUCCAUAAUUUUCUUCAGCAAACUUAUUACCACCAAACAUAGUACAUGUUUAUUUAUUACCCAUCUCUCCCAACUAGAAAAUAAAUGUAUUACACUGG